Molecule: messenger RNA, 1305 nt
Organism: Meira miltonrushii
Lineage: Eukaryota; Fungi; Basidiomycota; Exobasidiomycetes; Exobasidiales; Brachybasidiaceae
Exons: 1
Coding region: 342-1142 (266 amino acids)
Source: RefSeq, a predicted model, not a curated record
UGUAAAUCAUGCAAAUCGUACACUUACGCACAUGUAUGAGCAUGGGAACAGAAUUCCAUCUGAGUCUUUCUUGCUUAUCGGUAAGAGAAAGAUUUCAAACAUAUGCACAUACAGUUUGCAUUCGAGCACCCCUUUCCGAUGCUGUAAAACUCAUCUGAUGUCUGCUCAAUUGCCGUUUGCAUGUAUCAUAUUCAAAGAUUCUUUAUAAAGGCCUUACAAUCCUUCUACUCACCUUAACACAUCCCCGUUACCAUCUAAAUCUCCUCUUCGCCCCUUGUUGCGAUCCUCUCCCUCAAUUCGAUUUCUUCUUCUUCUUUCUUCUCAUCAAUAAUCGAUAAAAGAUGGUCUCCGUUCGUUUUGCCUCUGUCAUCUUUUUGGCAGCUUUCAUGGCCUCUUCUACCGUUCAAGGUGCAUCAAUGGCCAAACCUUACAGUCCUGAUUUGUAUGCCCGUGACGCUCUCAUGGCUGAAUCAGACGCAACCCCUUCGAUCGGCUUGGUAAAACGUGUUCAAGCCGCAAAACCAUAUGCACCCGACCUAUUCUCCAGACAAUCUUUAGAAGACAAUGACGAAGAUGUCGUCGAAGAAAAGCGAUCAACAGUCGUCAAACGUUCAGUUUCUCCUGCAGCCAAAGCAACAUGGAGCCUUUUCAAACGGGCUACUGAAGAGUCCGAAGAAGACUUACACGAACGUGGCUUGGUUGACGAUGCUCAAAUCGAAGCCCGUGGAGGUUGCGAUAGCGAUUGGCAAUGUGGCUCUGACCAUUACUGUAGCUCGAAGCGUAACAAGUGCUACAGAAAGAUUCAUGAUUACAAUCGAUGCAGCCGUGACGGAGCUUGUGGUUCAGGAUACUGCUGUGAAUCUGAGAGCAUUUGCAAGCCCAAAAGAGACAAUGGUGACAGAUGUCAUGGUAACGAUAGCGCAUGCGACAGUGAUUACUGCUCAGUCGUUUCCGACAGAUGUCAUCAUCAAUCAGGCAAAGGUGACGGUUGCCGUGUAGACCAAGGAUGCAAAGGCGAUCUUUCGUGCGUCAACGGUACAUGCAAAAAUUCCGGUUCCAGCCAACCAAGCAAACCCCACCACCCAAGUCAUCCUGCUCCUUCUGGAUCAGCACGUCAACGUCGUGCUUUGUCACCUUUGUAAGCACACAAUGCUUACAUUCGUUCGUUCGUUCAACUUACGGCUACACACCAUCAUUGCACAUUAUACAACCCAUCCCAGUAUACCUUUCGACUUCAUUCAAAACAAUCUUUCAUCCUUUUUCGGGCUUCACUUUUAUCUUCCCCCUCCCCUACAAUCAUUUGUG